ACACAAUGUUGCCCAGGUGCACUUUCAUCACACCUGUACAGGUAAAGACACAAUGUUACCCAGGUGCACUUUCAUCACACCUGUACAGGUAAAGACACAAUGUUACCCAGGUGCACUUUCAUCACAGAAACGUACAGGUAAAGACACAAUGUUACCCAGCUGCACUUUCAUCACACCUGUACAGGUAAAGACACAAUGUUACCCAGGUGCACUUUCAUCACACCUGUACAGGUAAAGACACAAUGUUACCCAGGUGCAUUUCAUCACAGAAACGUACAGGUAAACACAAUGUUACCCAGGUGCACUUUCAUCACAGAAACGCACAGGUAAAGACACAAUGUUGCCCAGGUGCACUUUCAACACAGAACGGUACAGGAAGUGUCCCACCUUGAGGGGAUGGCGAUGGGCGGGGCUAGGCAGGUCCUUCCUGGCAACCGGCAGCCGGACUACCAUCAGGAAGCCGUGAUAACACACAGUGCUAAUAAUAUGGAAUCCAGUUAUAACCAUAAUAAUGAAACAGAAGAAGACUUCCCGAAGUUUACCACCAAAGAGCUGAGAGAUCACUUUGAGAGGACCAUCGAGGAGGCUGGGCCCAGCAAGCAGAUGAAGAUUGGACGUGACAUCAAUAGAUCAAAGUGGUCCUCACAUGUGACUCAGAAGACCCUUGAGGUCCAUCAGGUAUCAGCCAGGGACGCCCUCCAGCCAGACCCCCCCGACUCUGGCGCUGCCUUUGUCGGUUACGAGGAGGACUUCCCACCGCCACCACCGCCUCCUGAGGACUUUGACUUUCUGCCCCCCCCACCUCCUGACUUACUCCAGGAUCCAGUGGAUAUCCCAGGCUGCUGUUCCCCCCCGCCGCCACCGGGCUUGGCCUCCCCACAGCCCCUCAACAGAGAGGCCUACUGCCAGCAGAGGAACAUGAACGAGCUGAAACGCCUGUACAAACACAUCCAUCCGGAAGUGCGUAGGCAUAUUGAGAGAGAGUACUUCAGCGAUAGUGAGAUCCAGACCAACCGGUUGGAGAGCCAGGAGCACAUGUAUGAGCAGGAGAUCAGUGGAAGUCCAGAAGAAGAUGUUGAGUGGGAUGAGGUGGUCCAGGGGGAGGUGCAGUCCAGGCGUUGGAUGUUUGAGAAUAAACCACUGGACACCAUCAGAGAUGAGACUCUGGAUGAAGACGAGGACACCAGGAGAGUCCAGCAAGAAAGGAUCGUGGGGAAGGACGUGAGACGCACAGCGUGGAUGUUUGAGAGCCGGCCAAUGGACGCUCUGGGUUCUGACCACACUGACCACUCAGCGUUGAGGAAUAAAUGCAGUAAGUUAGACACAGGCGAUGUCCGUGCAGCGGCGUGGUUGUUUGAAACUCAACAAAUGGAAAGUCUCAAUAAAAUGCAUAGAGAGGAAGAUCUUACCAAAGAGAUUGUGUUCACGGAAGAAGAUGGGAAUGCAACUAUUGCCAUGAUUGACAACAAGUACAUGGAAACUUUAGGUCACACCGAGACCAUCGAUGAACGCCAUUUGCUGAGUCUCAGGACAGUUUUGGAGGAAAUCAACGGAGAAGUGAAAACAGUCACAAGUACCUUCGACACUCAGUUCAAAUGUGUCAUUAUGGGACAAUCCAGACAGAUGCUGGAAAUCAAAUCUGUCCGUAAAGUCGAAACAGAAUUGGAGCAUUCCGUGGCUUCACGUUGGCUGUUUGACACACAGCUGCUGGAUCAUGCGGAUCAGGGUAUUACUCAGAUGAAGCUGGUGUGCAGCCUUUCCAUGGAAGACAGCAGUAAAGCAGAUUGGGGGAGGUGGUUGUUUGAAAUCAAGACCAUAAAUUCUCUUGAGGAAUGGGAAAGCUCACAUUUGCAGAAGGAAGAAAUCGUUGGAGCUGAUGUGCGUAAACAUUGCAUGGCUUUCGAGACACAGCCUAUGGAUUCUCUUAAAGAUGAUUCAAAUGCUAGACCUCAGACUGUUGAGGACGUUAUUGGGGGCAAUGUUAGAUCAGCAAGAAACUUUUUUGAGAGCAGCCCUAAAAUUGAUAGAAAGAAUUACACAGAGGUAGGAAAACUCAGAAAAAUAACUGAGGACGAACUAGAAAAGGGAGAAGUCAGGCACCAAAAGUGGCGAUUCGAAAGUCAACCACUGGAGCUCAUAAGAGAGGACAACAAGGAGGUCAUCAGGACGGUUAACAUCGAUGAAGACCUCACACGGGAGGAUGGAAGCAGUUGCAAAGCAGAUGUGCGUAAAAACUGCUGGGUGUUUGAGACGCAGCCUAUGGAUACCUUGAAAGAUGACGCCAAUUCUAGACUUUUGUCGAAAGAGGAAAUCAUUUCAGGGGAUGUGCUAUCUGCAAGAAAUUACUUUGAAACGAUGCCAGCUGAUUAUUUAAAGGAUCUUGCAGAAGUAGGGAAGUUGAAGAAAAGAAAAGCACUGGAGGAAGAGCGAGGGGAUGUGACGCACCAGAAGUGGCGCUUUGAAAGCCAACCGUUGGAGAACAUCAGGGAGGAGAAGAGAGAAGUGAUCCGCACCAUUGACCUCCAGGAGAUCGAUAAAGUGGACGUGUCAAACUAUAAGGAAAUAUUUGAGACCACAGAUUUAAGCAGCAAGGAUGACUCUCAGAAGAUUCACAUCGAGGGUGUAACCUCUGGUUCUGUGAAAUCGAACACUCAUUUGUUUGAGUCAACCCAACUGUAUGCAAUGCGAGACAGCUCAGGACAAUACCACGAGGUGAGAACUGUUCGGAGGGAAGAAGUGGUCAAAGGAGAUGUCACAACUUGCAAAUGGAUGUUUGAGACACGUCCUAUUGACCAGUUUGAUGAAAGUACAAGCAAAUACCAAGUUAUCAAGGGAAUAUCAAAAGAGCAAGUGGAAUCGGGUGAUGUUAAAACUGCCAAAUGGUUGUUUGAAACACAACCUCUGGAUGGUAUUAAAUACUUCAGCAAUAUUGAAGAAGAAGAAACUGUUGAUACAAGCAAACGUAUUGAAAUCGUCAAAGGUGAUGUCAAAAACUGCAAGUGGCUUUUUGAAACUAAACCAAUUGACAACCUGUAUGACAGAGUUGACUUCAAAAGUGAUGGUGACUGUUUUGAAGUAAAAAAGGGAGACGUCAAAACCUGUACCUGGCUUUUUGAGACACAAGCCCUCGAUGCUAUCCAUGAUGAGGAGCAAAAAGUUCUCAAAACAUGUACGGCCACUGAGGAAGAUGUUAGGGGUAAGGAUGUAAAAAUGGUUCGUGUCCUCUUUGAAACUGAAAAUCUUGAGAAGCUCACAGGGAAAGAUGGCUGCUCCUUUAAGCAAGUCACUGAAGUAGACAUUGAGUCUGGAGAUGUUUCAAGAAAGAAGUACAUUUUUGAAAAUCAAACGCAGGACAUCAUGACAUCUACGACGGAGGAAACAAUGCAGAAGCUUAAAACCCUUCAGUCAGAAGAUAUACAAAAGGGAAACGUGGUGAACUGCAAAUGGCUGUUUGAAAACCACUCCGUAGAUAAAGAAGAGGUCAUAGGUAACCACAUUGUGGAUGAUGUGCAAGGUGGGAGUGUUGACAAAGGCCGUUUUAUUUUUGAAACCUGUUCUUUAGAUAAAAUUCAGGAAGCAUCCUCUGAUAAGGAGAUGCAGAAAAUCAUUCGAGAAGAUGAAGAGAGAGGUGACGUGAGAAACUACACAACAAUGUUUGAAACUCAGCCUCUGUACGCCAUUCAGGACAAAGAUGGCCAUUACCAUGAGGUGACCACCGUGACCAGUGAGGAGGUCAUGCGGGGGGAUGUGGUAGGAUCCCGAUGGCUGUUUGAAACCAAGCCCCUGGACUCUAUCAAAGACACAGAAGAGGUCUACAUCAUCAAGUCUGUCACACAGGAGGAUGCACACAAAGGAGAUGUGACUUCAGCAAGGUGGAAGUUUGAAACCCAGCCUCUUGAUGGGAUUGUUGCGGAAAAGGUUUUAAUAAAAACUGUGGACGAUAUCCAAGGAGGUGACGUGAGAAUGAACAAGCAUCAUUUUGAGUCAGAUGCUCUGUCCCAGAGUUCAGUUAAAACCGUUAAUGUCAGUGAGAUACAAAAAGGUGAUGUAAGCACAGCAAAAUGGAGAUUUGAAACACAAUCGAUUGAUAAGAUAAAAAGUAUGAGUGCAGAAAAUCUGCUUGAAACCAUUCAAAAGGAAGAGACUGCAAGGGGCGACGUCAAACAAUCUGUCUGGUUAUUUGAGAAGAACCCCCUUGACCACAUUAAAGAGAUUGAUGAGGGUGUCAAGACCAUCACUCAAGAAGAAAUUCCAAAAGCGGACGUGAAGUCAACCACUUGGCUCUUUGAAACGACACCCUUUAACAACUUUAAUGAAACAAAUGUAGAAAAGACGGAAAUCCUGGGUAAGAGCAUUAAAAGGACCCUUGAGGAGCUAUACUGUGAACAUAUGGUAAGCUCAAAGGGAGUGAUCAUCGAAGCUGAUGAAAUAGGCGAUGUCAGAAUGGCAAAAUACCAGCUCAUGAACAAGAACACCCCAGAGAUUCAAAGGCAGCAGGUCAUCAAGGGAGAUCUGGAAAGUAUUAUGAUGAAGCUAUUGAAUAGACAGGAAACAAAUGACAGGCAGAUAACAAUAGACUCUGAGGAGAAGGGCAACAUCAGUUCAACAGUGCAUCAAUUGUUGAAUCAAGCGAGUGAAAGCAGUGUUGAAAAAGAGCAAAUAUUGAAGGGGGACAUCCAGGAGGCUGUAAGAAAUCUUUUUAAAGAUGAUGGCUCUAGCAAACAUGGAAUGCUCAUCCAAGAGGAUGAAAAGGGAGAUGUGAGAAUGACAAUCUAUUCCCUGUUGAAUAAGGAAGACAACGUACCCCUUGAAAAGGAGGGGGUGAUCAGAGGAGACAUAAAGAAUGCUCUCGAGAAACUAUCGAACCAUAACAGUAAAGAUCAGAAUGUUGUAAUUAAAGUUGAUGAAACAGAGAGAGGAAAUGUGCGCUUCUACUCAACCUGCAUUGAAUCCGGAGCAGUUGACCAUCUCAAGCAACUCCACUUAGAGGCAGAUGAGUGUGGAGCGAAGACGGUGGAAAAAGAACCGAUUAUUGGAGGAGACAUCAAGAGCAUGAAAAUAACCCUCUGCCAAAAUCAGGCAGAAAUCGGGCGUACUGUUGAAGAUAUCGUUCCUGGCGAUGUUCACAACACAGUAAAAGCAUUCAUGUCAGAGCCAAGCAUUUUACUGGAAGGUGUCCAAAAAGAGGAGAUUGUCAAAGGUGACUUGAAAGCGGCUCUGAGCUCGCUCUCUGAUUCUGUUAACCAGAGUGUAGUGAUAGAGAAAGAAGAGGUGGUGAAAGGCAACAUACCAAAGGCUCUGCGCUGCCUGGAGAGAGCUCAACAACGCUACAAAGAGGUUGAGAGGCCACAUAUUAUUCCGGGCAAUAUCAAAGGUGCUCUGAAAUCUCUUGAGGAAUCAGCAACUUGCAAAACUGAAGCUCUCGUUGAAGAUUUAGUUUGUGGAGAUGUUAAAGCGACGCUGAAGUCUUUGGAGCAGGCCAAGCAAGCAGUAAGGGACGUUGAGAAGGUAGAGAUUAUAAAGGGUGACAUUCACAUGACGAUGCAGUGUCUACAGGAUGCUUCAAAUGAGAGGUGGACAAGUCUACAGGAAAUUGAUGUGCAGGGCGACGUAAGAGGCACUAUCCAGCAUUUUCUGGAGACCCCGUCCUCUCCAAGAAUGCAAAGGAGGGCAAGCCUUGAAGGGGAUGUCAAGCUGUCAAUCAAAUCCCUGUCCGAGGAUCAUGAGAAAAGCCAGUUAGAGAAAGAGGAGGUGAUUAAGGGGGAUGUUAAAGGAACCAUCAAGUCCUUGCUGGAGACCGCACAUCGGGAAACUCCCAAGGUUCACAGAAAGGUAAGAGUGAAACACAGCCCUCCCAUUAAAAACCUGAACGUUGAGAGGAAUCUAAAGGAAAUAAAUACUGCACAACAAGUUGCAUCACAAGAAAGUUGUACAACCUCUACUGAAGCCAAAGUUGAAACAACACACUUUUGUUCUAUGCACAAGUCCUCUCAGCAAUCCACUGUGGUAGAACACAAAACGAUUACCCAAAACCAUGGCAUUAAAACCUUGAAGACUGAGUUCCGUAAUUUAAACAAAAAACAUAAAGGCCCAGCAAAGCCGUCUAAGAGCAAAGCAGGAAAGAGUGAUGUUCACGACGCAAAGCCGGGUCUGCCGGGGCCCGAGUUACCGCUACCUCCACCCCCUCCACCCGUUGCAGAAAGUGAUCUGCCUCCUCCGCCCUCGCCUCCUCGUUCACCAUCAGGGGAUCAUGAGCUUGAUCAGCUGCCUCCUCCCCCUCCACCCAUCAUUUAUGAUCAGGAUCUCCUUCCACCUCCGCCUUCUCAGCAGGAGCUGGAUAACAUGCCGUUGCAGGUAAAGCAUCCCUCUCUGGCUAAAGCAAAGAAAAUGAAAAAAGUGAAAGCCCCGAUCUUAUGCCCGGUGCCGAAGUUGGACCCUAAAGUAGAUAUAAGUAAGACCCUUCAUGUAACACGAAAGACAACUACAACCACCAACAACCAAUCUAUGGUGGAAGGAAGCCAGACGGAGUCAAAGCACUCGACCGAACAUGUGCUUUGUGAAAUCCCUCUUCCCACUCAAUCAACAGGACCAUUGGAGAAGGUCUGCAUCCCGGUGAGAUUUACACCUCCACCUUCUCCUCCGCCUUCUAUGAGAGGCAAGAUGUCGAAGUUUGACACUCCCUUAAUUAAAGCAGAAGAAAAGUUCAGAAUAUCAAAGGAGGACAGAACCCCUCCCACUACUCCAACACCGACCUACGUACAUGAGAGUGUCACAUCUGCCCUUGAAAUGCUUUCAAGCCAAGAUUACAUCUCAGACGGUACUAAGGACAUCUCAGACCAUGCUGAGGAAAUGGCUGAAAAGACUGUGGCAACAAUUCAAUCGGACUCCAUUGUCGCAGUAACAGACAGCAAGGUUUGCUCUGUCAAGCAGAACUUUUCAAAUGUGACUACUGUUAGACAACAAACACUUUCAACAUCUACUGAGCUUGUUAUUUCGGGUUUCUCACAAUCCACCAAGUCCAUGACAACUAAUCACAUCCAGAUAUCAAAUGCAGAUGUUAAGAAGAUUGAAAUGAAAGGUUCAGGAACGAUGGUUGAGAAAGAUGAUGGUGACCUGCAAGACAGCAAAUUGAGCAAGUCCAAGGAAUCAGAGAGAAAGAAGAAAAAAGAUAAGCAAUCAAAAAUACCUGAUAAAGACAAAUCUACUAUGGCAGUCAAAACAUCUCAGUCAAACACUGAGAAACACAAUGAGUCUCUUGCCCAAGAAGAAAUAUCUGAUCCUCCAGUUAAAACAGCAAAGACUGGCAAUGGAAAAACAGGGAAGUUAUCCCAAAAGGCAAAGAAGAACAAUAAGCAAGAAAAACCGACAAAAGAAACCAAGAAUGCUAAUGAGAACGAGAAGACAAGCGGUGCACAAAUGAAUGAUAUGAAGGCCAAAGUAAAAGAACCUGCAAAGCUGAUGGAAUCGGUGGAAGAACCUGCGGAGGAGAAGGAACCUGUGAAGGAACCUGGGAAGAAACUGGAAGAGGUAAAGGAACCUGUGAAGAAACCUGUGAAGAAACCUGUGAAGAAACCUGUGAAGAAAUCGGCCGAAGUGAAGGAACCGGCCGAGGUGAAGGAACCGGCCGAGGUGAAGGAACCGGCCGAGGUGAAGGAACCGGUCGAGGUGAAGUUGAAGGAACCGGCCGAGGUGAAGGAACCGGCUGAGGUGAAGGAACAGGCUGAGAUGAAGGUGAAGGAACCGGCCGAGGUGAAGGAACCGGCCGAGGUGAAGGAACCGGCCGAGGUGAAGGAACCGGCCGAGGUGAAGGUGAAGGAACCGGCCGAGGUGAAGGUGAAGGAACCGGCCGAGGUGAAGGUGAAGGAACCGGCCGAGGUGAAGUUGAAGGAACCGGCCGAGGUGAAGGUGAAGGAACCGGCCGAGGUGAAGGUGAAGGAACCGGCCGAGGUGAAGUUGAAGGAACCGGCCGAGGUGAAGGUGAAGGAACCGGCCGAGGUGAAGGUGAAGGAACCGGCCGAGGUGAAGAUGAAGGAACCGGCCGAGGUGAAGGAACCGAAGGUGAAGAAGGUGAAGGCCGCUGUUAAUGAGGACGUUCUGCAAGCCGCUUCUUCUCCUUCUGCUACGGGGGCGGCGACAGCUGUCGUUGCCACGGCUACAGCUGUCACUGCCAAGGUUACCAUCAAUGCCCUUGAAAACCAACCAGCAAGUUCGUCUGGAACGAAGAAGAAAAGGAAGGCAAAAAAGUCAAAAGCUGCAGCACAUUCGGGUCAGAGUAAAGAAACAGAAUCAAGUGUAAGCCAAGAAACCAUAACAGUGACCAGUAUGUGUAAAGAUUUGAGUGGAGGAGGACAUAUACCGGUCCACAAGGAAGCUGUUAUCACAGAAAGUCUGGUGGAGCAGAUUGUGUGCCAGGAAACGGUUCAGGUUGAAGAACAGGUAAAGACCCUUUUCUCAACAUCUAAUCAGCAGGAAGCUAAAGAAAGCCGGGAUGUACCUAUCAUAGUGACAAGUGAUUCAGAACACAAGUCUCUUUUUCAGUGCACAACAGAGACUACAAAUGAUUCCCAAAGGCAAAAGGUGCAGUCAAUAAUCUCAGAGAUAGCCGAGAUACAAUCUGUAUCUGGAAAACAUAAUAUAAAAUCUGUGAAAACUCUGCUCAAUACAAUUCCAAUGUGGAUCCUGACUGAAGAGGAGAAAUGUGAUUUGGAAUUAUCUGCAAUUCAAAAUAAUGCAAAUGAAAUUGUAUUAUAUUUGCAGAAACAAUUGGAAGCUAAACUUUUAUUUCUCGAUGGCAAUAAACCUGUUGAAAAACAUGAAUGUGAUUCUAGCAGUGAAAGAGAAUCCCCUACUCGAGCGACACAGAGAAUAUCAAAAAUCAGUAUCGGCUCGACCAGAGUGGAGUCCAGCACCAAACAAAAUAAAGAGAGUAGAGGACAGGAAGCCGGUCAGGGAAGGGUUCCAUCCCCCUCACUGAGGACACGCCCACCUUCGCCGACAUUCAUCACCAUUGAAUCCACACGAAGAACAGACUCACCACAAAGGGUCACGCCAUCGCCCACCCUGCUGCACAGACCGGCGACACCGCCCACUCCCCCACCCCGGAGGUCAGACACCCCCACCUCGCGUAUCAACAGAAUAACGCCAUCUCCUACUUUUGACCGAGUUGAAAGCUUGGCUCGGCUGAAGGACACAACAGCCAAGCUGUCACGUGUCGUGACGCCACCUCCAUUUCUGAAGCAGGUGACGGGGAAGAAAGCUGAGAUUGUGGAUUCUCCUGCAUCAUUUCACCACCAAAUCAAGAUGGAGUCUGAAACUGUGGUGGUCUCAGAGACGUUGGUUAAGAAAUCUAAGAGUGAAAAGAAGUUAGGAAAGGACCAGGAACUACAAGUGCCGGUUGAUGGCCUACCAAUUGUUAAUCCUGUGAACAUAAGCAAGAACAUCAAUACCGCUGCAAAGAACUUCAGUCAGCCUGGAUCCAGUCUAAAGAUGGAUUCUUCAAUCCAGGACGUUGAGGAUUCCGCACCGACGUCAGAGCAAGUGGUUUUAACUGUAAAAGACAAGAAAGAGGCUCAGAAAGCUGAAAUAAAUAAGACGGAUUUGAGGAGGAAGCGGACUGAUAUUCCAGAAGGCUUGGGGCUGGAGGAAGAGGCCUCUGAUACAGGCCAUGAGGAGAAGGAGAUGGAUGAGCAUCCCAGGGUGGAUUUGUCAGGUCUGGUCAACCGAUUCGAGAUGGCAGAAGAAAGAGUCUAUACCAUUAAAGAUCUGAUCGCACGGUCGGAACACCACCACAACGAGACCGAGGUCACAGAAUCCAACACAGCAGCAAGCAUCGACCUUCUAGAACAGGAACUGCCUGAGUUCGACAUCCAGGUGAUUAAAAAUCUAUUCAAACUGGACGAACAAAGUUCCUUGCACAAAGCGGAGAAAAGCCAUCAUGAGAUAGAGGUUUUGCAGGCAGACAGACCCAGGUCUAAGAACCAGCAGCGGUCCAGGGAGGAUUCUCGACAGAACACCCCUGUUCCUUUACACGUGGAAAGUGUUGAACAUUCAGAGUCAUCUGAACAAGCAGACUUCUCUGAAACCAGGAUCACCACAGAGCACUCCAAUGUUGACCUCUUUGGCAACAAGGCGGUGGGAACCAAGACCAUGAAGACGGUCUCUGAAUCCUCUGGGAGGGUAUCUGACACGAAGGCUCCUUUCUCUUACGCCGACAUGGUCAAGCGGAAGGCGGCGAAGCAAACCGAGACCGAUGACGAGUCUUCCACAGAGGAACUGCUGAGGAACUUCCACAAGACAUGGACAGAAAGCGAGACAGUCUUCAAGAGUCUGGGCUACAGUGUCACUGAGGAGAAAUCAUCACAAAUUGUGACACAAGUGACAAAGUCUUCACAAGCUGAUUCGCGUUCUGAAGUCAGAGCUAUGCACAGUAUGUCGGAGGAGAGUGUACCCUAUGGACGCGGUGAUAAUGGACAGAAAGAAGUACCAUAAAACCUGCUUCUGCUGUCAACACUGCUCCAGUCCAUUAACCCUUGGCAACUCUAUCUCUCACCAUGGACAUCUGUACUGCCUGGCCCAUUAUAAACAGCUCCUCAAGUCCAAGGGGAACCUGGACAGGCUGGCAGCGCCUGCUGUCCCCUACCCCCCCCAGGCUGACUGGAGGCAUUCAGUUAGCAGCCUGGAUUCAGCACAGUUAUUGGAUGACAUCAAACCAAAUGCAAGUAAGAUGUCUGUGGUUUGGCCCCCACAAGCGGGUCCCACAAUCAAAGGCUUCAAAAUGGAGGAAGACAUUCAGCUCACCAGACCCCAAUGGCCCCCCCCAGAUCACGCCCCCAAAUCCCUCCCUCAACAGCACAGGAAAGCUGUCCCCAGGAGCGUCAUCUGAGAGUGCCGAGAUCUAAACCAAUAAAUAGAAACCAUGACAGUCAGCACAGUGAGGUGAGGGAGCUGUUGUGAUGGUAAAAGUAGAGAAAUGAAGGAACGUGGAAGGAGAUGGUUAGAUGUACAAUGUGUGAUAUGGGAAAGGUCUGUGUGGGGUCAGUGCUGCAGGGUUAGAGAGCACAAUAAGAGUAAUGCAAAUGUAUGCGACGAUAACAAUAAUACAAUAUAACGCUGCAAUUAACACACAGCGACUUCCUUGUUAUGUACAUUACAACUUGUUUCCACCUGUCAGUAUGUAAUAUAAUGUUGCAGUUCAGAUCAACAGCGUAUUGUAUCAGAAUAUCUAGUACUGCUUGCAGCCUGUUUAGGGAAACACUUGAGUCAAACCCUACACUGAAUUGAUAGCUAAACAUAAACUCAGAAAAGACACAGUUUUCUAUGUUAAGUUAGUUUUUCAUUACUGAUAUUUUUUUAUUAAAUCAUCAGCUUACCACAGCAGAUGGAGAAGUGAAAAUAGGCAAUACUCAACGUUGAUAACACCAAGAAACCCAUUUUAACAGGCUCAACUCAAAGUUUGAAACACAGGAUGUUGAUCCAUCCAUCCAUUUCCUUCUUUGGAGGCAUAGUUCAACAAGGUAUCAGGGAUUCAUAUUUCUUAGAGCAAAUAAAUUAGUGUUCAUGAAGUUGUUUAUUUGACCCAUAAUUCUAAAUGAAGAACAGUGAUUAGACAAUUAAACCCUGCGAUUUUGUUGAAUCUUCUUGCCAUCCAAGACCGAGGACAUGCCCUUUGAUUUAACCAUAUUUAAGCCCUUCUUAUUGUAAAAAGAAAAACUUUGGGACAGAUUUUAAUCCUAUCUCUUGUUUGUUUUAUUUUAUUGUGAUUAGAUUUUUCUCUGACAUUUUUACAUUAGCUUUUUUCUGGCACCUGGUGUGCAAGUAAAAAUUAUCUUGGAAAUAUUGUAUUUAUAAUAUAUAACGUAUAUAUUGCUCCCAGUAAAUUAUUAAAAGUAAUAAUAAAAAUGUAUGUUUUGGACAUUUCUAUCCUAUUUUAAGCAAUAAACAUUUUUGACUUCAA
This is a messenger RNA of Gadus morhua (Atlantic cod), 11953 nucleotides long. RefSeq names its product xin actin binding repeat containing 2b (gene xirp2b). The coding region runs from base 397 to 10488 and encodes 3363 amino acids. Gene Ontology annotation, cellular component: stress fiber; focal adhesion. The record is from RefSeq and is a predicted model, not a curated record. The transcript has 7 exons. NCBI's taxonomy places the organism in Eukaryota, Metazoa, Chordata, Actinopteri, Gadiformes, Gadidae. Gene Ontology annotation, biological process: actin cytoskeleton organization; actin filament organization. Gene Ontology annotation, molecular function: actin filament binding.